Molecule: messenger RNA, 4479 nt
Organism: Puccinia graminis f. sp. tritici CRL 75-36-700-3
Lineage: Eukaryota; Fungi; Basidiomycota; Pucciniomycetes; Pucciniales; Pucciniaceae
Exons: 5
Coding region: 985-3549 (854 amino acids)
Source: RefSeq, a predicted model, not a curated record
UUUCCUUCCUUCCUUCCUCCUCCAAUGUUGUUAAUUGAGCUCUUUGGAUUCUCUCCGAGGGAUUGAAUGGCUUGUCAUCGAGUCUGCCUUAAACCCUAUCUUUUUUAUAAUAUAUGCAUCGUUUGAAUUCCUCCUUUUGUAUAAUCAACUGAAUUCUCCCAUCGACUUUUUGAUCCAUCUCUGGCGCUUAGAAUCGCCAAGUUGCACCUCACAAGUAAACAUUUAUUUACCCCCUCCCCUUCCCUCCAUAAAACUGACACUUGUGCAUUUAGAACCCCAAAAAAGAAUUCUGAAUAUUUUUUUAUUGCUUAUGCAUUCACCAUCUUCCUUUUGCUUGUACUUGGGAUGACAUAGCUCCAUUCUUAUUCAUCAUCAACUCGCCUUUCUUUCCAUCCGGAUUCCUGUCCCGGAGAGUCUCGGCCCCCCUAAUUUAUUCUCUCCUGGUCCAUCUCUCUUCCGGUUUUGUUUUUUUUCUUGAUGAUUUUGAUCAGAUCUCCGUCUGUCUGAGGUCAUCUGGUUUGAAAUUUUCAUCCCACUGAGCCGUUCUACUUCAGCUGAGCUACAUAGCUCCUAUCCACAUAAAUAAAUAUCUACUCAUCUCUUUCGCUCAUCUUUCAUCCAGCCAUCUAAAUAUCUAGCUCCUCUCUUGUCUUGCCCACUGAUUUCUAAAGACGUUGCUUGAGCAUCCCAUCUGACCGGCGCCGCAUCAUUCUACCCUCCAAUCUAACAGGUUUCCAGACCGCCAGCCAAACUCCAGUUUCAGCUGCCCCUCGUCGUAGCCGUGUUACUCUAUCCACCGGGAGCAGUACCAGCUCUUCAUCCGAAGAACUUACCGGCCCUAGCAUCGAUAUUCACAAUCUUAAUCAGCAUCUACUCAUCUUGUCGCCGUCGGCUCCACGCUCUGCUUCAUCCUCUCAGCGAACCUCCCGUACCUCACAUUCAUUCGCGUAUUCAACUUCUAACCAGAUAAGCCAGGCUGAAGAUAUGAGCAGCCCAAACCCAAGCCAUUCAGUUAACGCAGCUGCUUUCCAGGGAGACUUGGGCCAAUCAGACCAAGUGAUCGAAGCAUCUGCCUCGCAGGCGCAUCCGGAAAACAAAAGACUUUCAUCCUCUGACGGCUCAGCUAGCUCCAGCCCCCCAAGCCACGACGCUUUUUCCUAUCGUACUAUCGGUCCUGCGAUCGUCUUGAGAACUUAUCAAGCUCAAGAUUCCUCCGUAGGAUCGAUCUCUACAGCUGGGACGACGCCAGAGCAAUCACCUAAGGAGUUUGAUAAACUGGUCCUGCCCCCUUUCUUCUUCUGUAGUGACUCCCUCUAUCCCGAGGCCAGUCUGGUGGACCCAAGCGCCAUGGACGCCACGGAUGGUAAUCCAACAAUGCCUCUUCUUGACAUUGAUCAACGACUGCCAGAAAGUUAUACUGAGCAGCCAUACGCAUCAGGUGCAGAUUCUACUUUACUGGACACUCAUGACAUCGUCGAGUCAUACACCUCCGUCGCCAUCAAUAGUCCCACUGAACCGAUUGAUGAAGGAGAUCCGAAUUCUGGGAACGCUGCGGAUUCUCAUGGGAGCCCACUUCUUCAAUCUGCUACUGGCAGGCAAAACACCGUAGUAUCUGCCCCUGACCUGCAAGGCACCCAAGUAUCUGCCUCCGAACUACAAGGCAUCGAAGUAUCUGCUCCUGACUUACAAAACACCGAACUCGCCUUGCGGGAUAAUCCGACUGAUUCGGUGGAGGAUUCUAGCUACUCGGAGCCAGUUCACCCAUCUGAAUUGCGUCCAAACCCAACUGCAGAAGUUGGUACCGGCUGCGCUUUGCAGGCACUUCCCCCGACACUUCCGCAGGUAGCCGCGACUGGGUGCUCCUUGAUGGAAGUCUCGGAUGACUUGAUCAGGUUUGACAAUGGGGACAGUCCUGCUGAAAAGCACCUAGGAGAUGAUUUGUCGAAGGUGACGCCUGCGGGGGAGCAGCCUGGCCCUUCAGAACUCACCUCGAGUGACACCCAGAAUGAACCAGAGGCAAGUAGCGAACCGGCCAUCGUUCAUCCAGAUGGGAAUGAGACGGCUGCCUCCACGGAUGCCCCCAAUAAAAGCUUGGUUGACUCAGUUGGCACUGCUGCCAUCGAUUCUCAGGCGGAAGCGGAAGCUACACCACAAGCAGAUGGCGAAGUGACUCCGGAAAGUAAUAUCACCCCAGCCCCCCGUCCAGCAUCGGUGUUGGAGUCAGUGAACGCGCCCGAAUUGCCACAUGAGCCUCAGGCUGAUCAAUUACCGGUGCCCACUUCAAAAACCCCCAAUGCUACGGAUACCCUCAAUAACAGUGAGCCAGCGGACUCAGCUGGCACCAUUCCCCGUGCGCCCGCCUCGGACAAUAAAGUUACCACAGUGCCGGAAGAAUUCCUGAUUGUGGCCGGACUCAAUGCGGAACAGGCACCAGCCGAUCCAAAUCCUCCACCAUCCGCCAAUGUCACCGUCGCCAGCGAUCCCAAAUCUAACAAACCCCUUGAGCCAUCCCAAGCCAGUAAUGGCCCAGCUGAAGAUUCUCCAGUUAAACCGCCCCAAACUGAUUCAUCGAAUCUCCCGACUGUAACCUUUCCCACCGCAAGCCCGGCCCAAGACAACCGCACCACUUGGUCCCUCAACCCAACAAACAGGAUGAGUUCGUCAACAGAAAUCGUCGACCCAUUGUUGCGAUCCAACAUUUUCAAUGAGUCUGUGCGCGACAAGAACUUGGCGGCAGCGGUGGAGCCGCAAGGCCCAGCGACCGAGAAAAUCAAGACCUCGUCAGUGCCGGUAUCCUCCAAGCGUACUCUUCGUGCGCGUUCGAUUUCGGGCUUCUUCAAACUACACACCAAGAAAGAUUCUGCGAAGGUAGACUCGGCUCACAGCCCGACUUCGACUUCGAUCCAAUCUUCAGACGAGGAUACUCGAUCAUUCGGGAAGAAAGGACUGCCAAAGAGGAAGUCCUUGAGCACGCUCAGACGCAAGAGCGGGCUCUCCUGGGCGACCCGAGGUUCCGAUGAACCCGUACCCCCGCUGCCUAAAGUACAAGACUCCAAAGGUUCCAAUGACCCCAGGUCUAAACAUACCAGCCAUAGUGACGAAAAGCUGGAAAUCGUCGAGUCCGUCGAAAGCAAAAAUCCGCCUGCGGUUAAUUCUAACUCUGCCCUAGCCCUUGGCCAACAGAAGCAAGAAAGUAAAUCAGAACAAUCUUUGCCCGCUGAAGGAUCCAUUCAGACAACAGCUGAAGGCAAGACGAGCAAGUCCCCACGACAGUUCAAGGUUUCGCUGGCGAAGAAAUACUUCAGAAGCGAUUCGGCUCAGGUGGAACCUACCAAUGGGCUAUCAGACACUCUGGAAGGGCCGUUCUCGUCGGUGAUUGGUGGGAUCGGCUACUCUCCCUCUGCUCCUCGGCCGAAGACGUUGAAGAAGAAGAGGACGAUGAGCACCCAUGUUUCUACCCCGGUCUUGAAAGACAUCCGAUUGGCCGGACUGUUCUCUAAAAUCCUUGGCCGCAAGAACCACACGGAUUCGAUCGUUCAGGACGUUUGAUCGACUAAGAGGACCGCCCCGCUUGUCUUGCUUUCUAUCGGGUCAUCUUGCCAUGGUCCCCAAAUCCCUACUCUUCUGUACUCUUAUGACAAAACGUAAUCUUCUUUGUUGCAUAUGUUGAAAACAAAAAAGAGAAGGAUAAUCAGGUCUUGAAGGCCUUUUUUCUCCUUGUCCCCUUUUCUCGGUAAUGCCCACCUCUUCCAUCCAAGGGAAGAAAGUCAACAACGAGACCCACAGGGGACACAAAAACUAUCUCAUCUUAAUCUAUUCAAAUAUUAUUUGUAGUUCUGGUUCUGUCAAUAUCCUCACAUAAAUUAUCUUCACUUAUCUCCAGUCUCUUUUGUAGACCUUUCCGCCAAAAAAAGAAAGAGAAAACUCGUCUUCUAUACUCUCUCUAACUUAUCUUGAAUAUAAUCAUGUCUUCUGUAGACCUUUCCAGAAAAAGAAAAUUGCACAUUUCAUACUCUGCCUGUUUAAUCAUUAUCUCUGUUUUUGAAAAAUCUUGCAAAAAUUCCGAUUUUGAAGUCUCUUAUUUUUCUCUCAGUGUCAGUGUGAGUGUGUGUCUGCUUGAUAUGCUUCUUAUGGAGCCAGCCAUGGCUUGUUUCCCCCCAGAAGACCCUUAGCGUCAGAUUUCGGUCCUGUAAUUCCCUCGUGCGAAUUUGUAGUGCAUUCGGUCAAUGUAGUUCUUGAUCCUGUUUGUGAUUGAUUUUUUCAGAAAAUGUUCAUGUUCCCCAAGCUGCACCGAGAAAAUGUGAGAGGACAUCCCCUUCUGGUGGCCUGACCCCCACGUCCCUCCAUCCAUGAUCCAUCUCUUGCUUUUCUUCAUCCUGUGCAAUCUUGAAAUCCUGUUUAGUUUCCUUCCGCUGGAGACAAUCUCACUUUUGCCGUUUUACUUGGGAGAAAAGGUCCCGUUUGAAAAGACAUUGAAAA